CGCUCGAGGGGGCGUGGCUGGGGGCGUGGUCCUGACUGGGGCCGGAAGGAAGGCGGCCUCCCGCGCCGGAAGUGAGCCUCUGCCCGGACCCAGCAUGGCGGCGGCGUUCCAGAAGGCGGCCAAGGCCGGGCAGCGCCAGCAUCGCGAAAGGGCCCAGCUGUCCUCUCGGAAGCACCUGGGCAUCCUCGAGAAGAAGAAGGACUACAAGCUCCGCGCCAAUGACUACCACCGGAAGCAGAAGGCCCUGCAGGCCCUUCGGCGGAAGGCCCAGGAGAAGAACCCGGACGAGUUCUACUUCAAAAUGACCCGGGUGCAGCUGCAGGAUGGCAUGCACAUGAUUAAGCCGCAGGAAGAGGAAACUACCCCAGAGCAGCAGAAACUGAUGAAGACCCAAGACCUGAAGUACAUCGAAAUGAAGCGAGUAGCGGAAGUUAAGAAAAUUGAAAGACUGAAGUCAGAGCUCCAUCUUCUGGAGGCGGAAGGAAAGCAGCCCAACAAGCAUACCUUCUUUUUUGAUACCAAGAAGGAAGUGCAAGAGUUUGACAUUGCCACCCAUCUGAACACGGCACCUGAACUGGUGGACAGAAUCUACAACCGGCCAACUCUUGAAACACUGAAGAAGGAACCCAUUCAGGGGACAAUCACCCCAGCCCAGUUACAGAAAUUAGCCCGCCAGAGAAAGAGUCAGUAUGACCUACUGAGGCAGCGCAUUGAACGGGAGCGGAAAAUGUUUGUCAUCACUCAAAAGCUCCAGACCCAGAAGGAUCUCUUGGACAAGACACAGAAAGUGAAGGUGAAGAAGGAGACGGUCAACCAACCUGCCAUUUACAAAUUCCAGUUCAAGCGGAAGCGCUGACUUCCCUCCCGGCCGUGUGAGGAAUGGGGUGUGAGUGGCAGAGGAGGAUGCUCUCUGUGCCCCACGGAGGAAGGCCAGUCCUGUGUUUACACUGUGCAAAGAAAGCCCUUCUCUGCUUUUCAGAAUAAAUCUCUGGUGCUAAUA
Molecule: messenger RNA, 1000 nt
Organism: Sceloporus undulatus (fence lizard)
Lineage: Eukaryota; Metazoa; Chordata; Lepidosauria; Squamata; Phrynosomatidae
Gene: UTP11
Product: UTP11 small subunit processome component
Exons: 8
Coding region: 95-856 (253 amino acids)
Biological process (GO): rRNA processing
Cellular component (GO): small-subunit processome; nucleolus
Source: RefSeq, a predicted model, not a curated record